Molecule: messenger RNA, 690 nt
Organism: Annulohypoxylon maeteangense
Lineage: Eukaryota; Fungi; Ascomycota; Sordariomycetes; Xylariales; Hypoxylaceae
Exons: 3
Coding region: 87-338 (83 amino acids)
Source: RefSeq, a predicted model, not a curated record
GUUGUCGGCUACAUUCAACAUCCCACUCCAAAUCCGUCUAUCACCUCCCAUAUCCAAAAAUACCCGGAACAGAAACAGCAUCAACGAUGGCCGGACCAACCGCCGGCGGCGCACCCCCCCAUUUCUACGCCGGCCCGUUAAAGUACUGCCGCUGGGCCGCCCGCAACAGCCCCGCGUACUUCUGGUCUUGUGUGCUCGGUGCCGUCGGGCCCAUCAUGGUCCUGACCGUGCCACCUAUCCUAGAGAGGAUGGGCUACCAACGGACGCCGCCGGUUCCGUUGACAUAUCCCAUGCCUGUCGGCCCGAGGAAGAAGUUAACCGGCUACGAUGACGAAUAAAUCAUGCGCAGAACGUCCGAGUAGGAGAAAAUGCCAUAGCUGCAGGCUAGGCACAUGUACAUACCAGGUACGAAGGGCACACUCGAUUCGCCUCGACCCGAUACGAAGCUAGAGAUAGGGCAGCAGGUGAAGCAAACCGAGAAAGGAGGGGAUGUCACAAAAUCACCCUUAUAGAAGUAAAUCACAAAGCACAAUAUUUUGUGAACGCCGAAAGCUUCAUCAGAUAUUGACCAAUCAAUGAGUCAACAAGUCAAUCAGCCGUUUCAUUCAUUCGUAUAUUUGUCUGUUUGCUUUUGCUUUUGCUUUUGCUUUUUCAUAAUCUGUCUGCACGGCCAGCGCCACACUCCGCACG